GCGCAGAGACGAUCCAAGCCCUUCAGCACUCCCGUAAAUCACUUUAUCCAGGUUGAUUGCUCAGUUUAAAUCCCCCAGAGUCACUGAAUAACCUCACUAUCACUGGUUUACUCCGCGUAAACCCACUGGAAGCACUCACCGACAAAUAAAUCGUCCCACCAAACAAACACUCGAAGUUUAAUUAUUUACAGAACCCUCGGAUCAAUAUACGCACGAUCACUCAGUGAUUAAAUCUGUAAUUGUAGUAAUAUGUCAACAGAGUCGAACGAUUUUACUCCGGUCUGUAAGCAAACAAACGGAACAGCUGAUUAUCGGAGCCAAACUCUCUUCACCGCUCGGUGCUGCCAUCUCACGACAAAAAGGCGAGCUCAUAACGUGCGAUAAAAUAACAACAAGGGACGUGUUGUUGGCAGUUGUUGGAGGUUAAUUUUUCGACACUCGACUAUUGACUCUUGUGCAAUCAUUAUCAUUAAUAUUCUUGAAAAAAUUCCAAUUGCGGAAGUAUGAGAGACGAAUGAAAUUCUAGUGACCGAGAGAUCAGGGAAAACAUGAGUGAAUGGAGUGAGGGGAUUUUUAGUUGUGCAAUUGAUUAUUUCGGAGUGAAACGUUCCCGUGUGAUGGGAAGUUUAUCAACGGAUUUUAAUUACUUAAUUGAGUAAUUUAUUGGGAAGAGUGAAUUUAAAGUGAACUUGGAGUGAAUUUCUGAGGCCCUGGAGCUGCAGGUCUCGGAUUUUACCCGUUUUCAGCUUUAUACAGUGAAAAAUGAAUAAAAUACGAGGGGAAUCUGAUUACACUCUACUAAUUGGGGAAGAUCACAGCACAAAUUACCGUAUUGUUAUUUCUUUCUCGAAAUUGGCGUGGUUCACAGUUUCCCUACCAUUCUUUGCCUUUGUAUUUUGCAUAUUGUGGUCUGUUACUUAUAAUUUCGAGCAUGCUACGUCCACCCAUUGCCAGGUUUACAACUUCUUACCAUCAAUAUCAGCAGCUAUUGGGAAUUAUAAACCUCAGAAGGAUGUCUGGAAGAUAGCUAUUGCUCUGCAGGCUGUCAACAGGUUUCUAGUAUUCGCUAUGUAUUAUUAUUAUUACAAAGAGGUUGUUCAUAAGUGGGCUGAGGGGGUCAGCAGGUCUGCAUUGUUCGCUUACGCCCUGGAGAAUAUAUCAUUGGUGACUUUAAGCUUUUGGACUUCCAGUGAAAAUUAUGCCUUUCAUAAACUCUCCUUCAUCACUUUUCUCAUUAUGUCCCUGAUCCACAUGGGACUGUCGAUUUACAUUGAGAAAAAUUGUAGACACGCGUCGAGGGAUGCUAAUGAACUGAGGUCGUAUGUCCUCAAGACGAGAGCAAUGACUCUCAACAUCUUUUCGAUAUUCAUGGCUUGUUAUUUCUUCUGGAGACACAAUGCAUAUUGCGAAUCUUUCGUGUAUUCAAUGUUUGCUCUGUUCGAGUACAUGGUUGUGCUGACCAACAUGGCUUUCCACGUGACAGCAGCCUGGGACUUUGCUGGCAGAAGCCUAUUGUUAUCAACGAGGGGAGUGAGAAUAGUUUAAUUUGUUAAUAUUUGUAUAUAUGACUACGAAAUGAAUGAGGGAUCGAUGUAUUUUUUACGCCCAGAAAUGGACUCGUGCCAGAUUUUGUGAUGACUUUUUAAAUAUAUGAGAUUAGCUAACAACUUGUUAUCUUGUUAUUCGUCUUGUAAUAAUUUUCAGUUGGUAAGGCCGCUGUUCUUCAAAAUAUUGAAACAAUAGUGAGAAAAUAUCGUUUUUUAUGAAUGACUUAUGAGUUUUUUCUAUUUUUGAUUUGUUAAUUAGAUAUUAAUUGCUCGAAUCGUCGUGCAAUUCUUUCGAAAUUGGUAUGUUUUAUUGAUUUUUAAAUAUCCUUCACUGAUGACUGCAGCUGAUCGGAACAUGGCCCGCAAUUUUUUAAGAAACUUGUUAUUUGAAUUCAUUGAAAAACAUUAGCUUCAAACACAAUAAAAAAUAUUAUAAUGAAUUUUGUACACAUAUAGGAUUAUUUACCAUCUCAUUAUCUAUAUUCAUUGAUUGAAAUCAUGGAAUCCACGAAAAAUUAAUGAAAUUCAUUGAAAAUUAUCAGCAUCAAACAAAAUAA
Molecule: messenger RNA, 2104 nt
Organism: Diachasma alloeum
Lineage: Eukaryota; Metazoa; Arthropoda; Insecta; Hymenoptera; Braconidae
Gene: PGAP2
Product: post-GPI attachment to proteins factor 2
Exons: 4
Coding region: 763-1545 (260 amino acids)
Biological process (GO): GPI anchor biosynthetic process
Cellular component (GO): endoplasmic reticulum membrane; Golgi membrane
Source: RefSeq, a predicted model, not a curated record